AGAGAGAGGGAGGGAGAGGGAGAGACGAACCAAACAAAGUGAAACUAAAAAGGGCAAAAAAUCGAAAGAAAAUGACGAAAUCGGCGACGGAGAAGAAAAGGAUCCGGCGUUCCCCACAGAACGGCGGAGGCGGCAGUAGCAGACAUCUAGACGCCAAUUCCUCCUCGAAGAAAUCAGCUACACAAGAAGAUGUCUAUCAGGUAUUUGCUGAGAAGGUUAGAGACAAUAAACAACUGGAAUCCAGAUGGGCAAUUAUGCAAGAAGCAAGGGUUGAAUAUUUUAGAGGGAAGGACUUCACAUUUUUCUUGAGAAAUCACCCAGAGCUCAAAGAAAUACUAGGAUCCGAUAAAGAUCUGGAUACAGAAGAUAUUGUGAAUACUUUACUUAGGAAGAACCUUAUAGUGAGAUGUGACCGUGUGAUGAAAACUGUUAGACCUGGGAAAAAGAAGUUGUCCUCUUGGCCUGCGCAUUUGGAGAUAUAUCAUGAGCAAGUGUUCUCUGAAAAUGAUGCUUUCUUUGCAUGGGCAUUUAUGAAAAGACGGGCAUUGUGGCAAACAAUUCUUUCAUUCCUCUGGCCAGUGGCAGCAUUAGCAGUGUGCUUGUUUCCAGUAUACCCUUACCAGGUCAAGAUUGUUGUGCUCUACUCAUGUGCUGGAGCGCUGCUUUGUAUAUCAAUAAUGCUUCUGUUAAGAGGUGCAGUUUUUGGUGCUCUAUGGAUCCUUCUUGGAAAGCGAAUUUGGUUUUUCCCCAAUGUUAAUGCUGAAGAAACAACAUUUAGAGAGCUAGUUCGGUUUUGGCCCAAGAAAGACGAAGGUGAACCACCCAAAUGGACAUCCAGGCUUUUCUAUGCCAUUGUUACUCUGCUGGUCAUUCUGUUGCUUCGACAUCAUGCCCCUAAUGAAGCUGCUAGAGCAAGGUACCAAAAGAGAGUUUCAAACAUUAUUGAUGAUAUGCUUGAGUGGUCUCCGAAAUUAGCACUAUCAGGGAUGAGGGAUAAAACCGCAGUAGGUAAUGCGACAGAAUCAAGUAAUCCUACAUUUGAGAGUAGCAAACCUGCAAGCACGGCAGAAGAGUCAACAACUCAUCAUGUUGAUGAUGAAGAUGUAGGUAAUGUGAAGGUUACAACUGAUGAUGUUGAGUAUGAAGUUGUUGAUCGUGGGGUUGAGCAUUCUGAAAAUGUUCACACAUAGAAUGCAUUCAACUAGCCUCACUGAAAUUUAGAAAAUAUAAGAACAAUUGUUACAGUUUACUUAUUGGUUGUAGAAUUUUGCUGCUUCAGUUAGAAAUACUAAAUAUGUUUUCCUGUUGCAUUUUUUAUUAUGAUGAAGCAAAUGAUUAAGAUUAAA
Messenger RNA from Asparagus officinalis (garden asparagus), 1346 nucleotides. RefSeq lists its product as uncharacterized. The coding region runs from base 72 to 1190 and encodes 372 amino acids. The record is from RefSeq and is a predicted model, not a curated record. Gene Ontology annotation, cellular component: endoplasmic reticulum membrane; endoplasmic reticulum. The transcript has 5 exons. Gene Ontology annotation, biological process: post-translational protein targeting to membrane, translocation. Lineage: Eukaryota; Viridiplantae; Streptophyta; Magnoliopsida; Asparagales; Asparagaceae.